GCAGAAAUCAAUGAGAACCAUGCAGUGAAACCGAUCAAAGAUGGCGGCGCUCACAGGAGCUCUUCGAAAAACGUCCGCCUUUCCAAAAGGCGUACUACGUUCAGUUACAUGUGUAACAGAGUCACACCAACGGAAUGCAGGCACCUACCACCAUGCUGUUAUACCAAAGGGUAGAGGGGGGAGAUCCUCAUUCAGCGGUAUCGUUGCAGCAGUGUUUGGAGCCAACGGGUUCGUUGGGCGAUAUGUCGUCAGCAGACUUGGUCGUGAAGGGUCGCAGGUCAUGAUCCCCCACCGUUGCGAUCACUACAACCUGAUGCACUACAGGGUCAUGGGUGACCUGGGUCAGAUACUCUUCAGACAAUGUGAGCUGCGGAAUCACGAUUUAAUAUCGGACAUAAUGCAACAUUGUAACGUUGUCAUCAACCUGGUAGGCAAAGACUAUGAGACAAGGAAUUUCACCUUUGAGGAUACCAACAUUGAGGCGGCUCGUAAUAUCGCCCGUCUCGCUAAGAAGGCUGGAGUCAAUCGACUGAUUCACAUGUCGGCUCUCAGUGCUGAUAUGUCUUCACCCUCAAAGUUUCUCAGAACCAAGGCGGCCGGAGAGGCUGCAGUGAAGGAAGAGUUCCCAGAGGCCACCAUUCUCAAACCGGCUCAGAUCUUUGGCAGAGAAGACCGUUAUUUCAACCACUUUGCUAACCAGAGACUCUUUGGUGGUGUCCCGAUGUUCCUCUCGGCUUACAAGUCAGUUAAACGACCAGUUUACGUUGCGGACGUAGGUCAAGCCGUCAUUGAGGUCGUCAGGAAUCCAGACACAGCAGGCAUGACUUUUGAACUUGUUGGGCCGAACGGCUACAUCUUAUCGGACUUGAUUGACUUUAUCUAUCGAGUCACCAGACGUCCCUACAUCAAGUACCCAGUACCUAGACAUCUGCUACGCCUAGCGGCCGCUAUCAUGGAGAAAACUCCAUUCGAACCUUUGAUGACCAGAGACAUGUUAGAACUGCAACACACCUCUGAAAGAGUUACCCCAGGAACUCCAGGGCUUGAGGACCUCGGGAUCACCCCAACCCAGAUCGAGUUAGCCGCCAUUAAAGGCCUGCGUAGACACCGUGCUGACCGCUACUUUGAUCUUGGUAUAGACGAGGUGGAAGCUGCGCCGAUCGUCAAAUAGAUUCAAUCCAAGAUUAAGUUUCUAAACUAAACGACAAAAUUGUAAAUGUUAAUAUUGAUAGUUGCCAUUUAUCAGGCAUGAUAUUUCACUACCCCCAUAACAAUAUUUUACAAGUAAAAUGGCUAACCAAGAUGGUUUGUUGAAGACCUUUUCUGACUGUUAAACAACAGUCGGAUUUUCUGGGAGCAAAGAAAUCAGAAUUGGGAAGAAUAACAUACCUGAUCUAUGAAUCGCUGAAGGCCUGAUUUAAAGGAUUAGGGUACUUUUUGUUCACUCCCUGAACAAUAUUUUACAAGUACAUUGGCUAAAGUCAAGAUGGGUUUUUGAAGACCUUUUCCCGACUUAAAUAAAAAUCGGAUUUUAUGUGAGCAAAGAAAACAGAAUUGGGUUGAAAUGGGAAGAAUAUCACGCUUGAUCUAUGAACAGCCAAAGGCCUGAUUGAAUGAAAAGCUGAUUUAAUUGUGGACAUUGUCUCCACGGUCUCCUGUGGAAUGUUGUUGCACAGGUCAAUUAGGCAGAAGAGUAUACAUCUGUACCAAUUAUAUUAGGGCUAGUGUAUGCGCUAUUGAAGCACUUUUGUUUGGGUUGUGUUUGAUUUUAGUUGGUUGCUCCUACUUCUGGGGCAGCACGGAACUUUGAAAAGUUUCAUUCCGAUUGGGAAAAAAAAAAAUGUUCUGAAAGGUGUUUGCUUGGUGAAGCAGGCCUGGAAUUUCAUCGUGGAGAGGGCAAGGCCAUUUUCAUUCUGCAAAGAGCAAAUCUUAAAAGUGUCAGAAACUUUUGAAGGGGCACCACAGCCAAGAGCAGGGCAACAGAGGCCAUCACCUCCAUGUAAUUCCAGGUCUGUUGAAGCCUUCAAAUACUGGAAACAUGUCUUAAUUGAACGCCCCGCUUGGCUGCACAAAGUUUUCCAAAAGGAACAUCAAUGGUUCCCAAAGGUUAGAACUCUAAAGCGUUCUUGUCGAGGACAUGAAUCGUUUUUGGUAUCUUUAACAAAAAUCUGAAAAUAACAAAAUAACAAAUGUUCUUUGAAAUAAAACCUCUCGAUCAGUCCACUCAUUAUUUGUACAGAACUUUAUUUAAAAUUACAGAGUGAUUACAGAACAGUGAAUAAAUAAGUUAACACUGGUGUUGAAGAUGAA
Asterias rubens (European starfish) is the source of this 2310-nucleotide messenger RNA. RefSeq names its product NADH dehydrogenase [ubiquinone] 1 alpha subcomplex subunit 9, mitochondrial-like. The coding region runs from base 41 to 1171 and encodes 376 amino acids. Gene Ontology annotation, cellular component: mitochondrion. The record is from RefSeq and is a predicted model, not a curated record. The transcript has 10 exons. Gene Ontology annotation, molecular function: protein-containing complex binding. NCBI's taxonomy places the organism in Eukaryota, Metazoa, Echinodermata, Asteroidea, Forcipulatida, Asteriidae.